UUUCUGUGUGUGCGUAGGAAGUUAUUGAGAGAGCAUCAGUUAGAGGCAGGGACCAAAGCCGCCCAGCAGGAGGAGCUGGAGAGAAGGCGCCGUUUGGAUGAGCAAAGAAAGCAGGAUUACCCCAUACCGCUGCUGCCUGAAUACGCAGCUGGGGAUGUGACCCAGCAUGUGUCCUCUCCACCAGCAACGGCAUCUUUGGCCUGUUUAGACUCCAGCAGCAUCAGGAUUAACACAAACGCCUCUAGUGCAGCACAAAAAGCAGACGUCAUCGACCUGAGUAAGGGUGUUGCUUCGCCCCACGUCUGCAGCAAGCCCGCCGAUGAAGAAGAAGAUGUUGAGCCGAGUGGCGCUCAUGCCAACGACGCCCAGAACCAACCCGACAUCCAGGGCAGAGUUCUAGUCAACCUGAACCAUCCAGCUGCAGAGAAGGACAUUUACCUUUCACCCCAGCUUGCACGAGCAGUCAAACCUCACCAGAUCGGCGGAAUCCGUUUUCUUUACGACAACCUGGUGGAGUCGUUGGAGCUCUUCGACAACAGCAGCGGGUUGGGCUGCAUCCUCGCUCACAGCAUGGGCCUGGGCAAAACGCUGCAGGUCAUCUCCUUCAUCGACAUCCUGUUCAGGCACACCCGGGCUCACACUGUGCUCGCCAUCGUCCCAGUGAACACACUUCAGAACUGGCUGUCAGAGUUCAACACGUGGGUCCCUCCUCCAGAGGCGUUACCGCCGGACACCGACCCUUUACAGGUGGCGCCCCGCACCUUUAAGGUUCACAUCCUCAAUGACGAACACAAGAACACGGCGAGCAGAGCCAAGGUGGUGGAGGAGUGGGCUCGGGACGGUGGGGUGCUGCUGAUGGGAUACGAGAUGUACCGCCUCCUGUCACUGAAGAAAAGCUUUGUGGCUGGAAGGAAGAAGAGGAGCAAGAAAUCUGCAGAACCUGAUGUCCUAAACCUGGUUGAAGAAGACCGGCAACAGGAGCUACUUAAAGGUAUCGAGAAGGCCCUGUCCCGACCCGGUCCAGAUGUUGUGAUUUGUGAUGAAGGACAUCGCAUUAAGAACUGCCACGCCAGCACAUCUCAGGCGCUGAAGAACAUUCAAACCCGUCGGCGUGUAGUUCUGACCGGCUAUCCUCUCCAGAACAAUCUGAUAGAGUACUGGUGCAUGGUCGAUUUUGUUCGUCCAGACUUCCUCGGUACUCGGCAGGAGUUCAGUAACAUGUUUGAGCGCCCCAUUCUGAAUGGACAAUGUGUGGACAGCACACCACAGGAUAUCCAGCUGAUGAGGUACCGAAGCCAUGUCCUCCACAGCCUUCUGGAGGGCUUUGUUCAAAGACGAGGCCAUGAUGUCCUAAGGGACCAACUGCCCUCUAAGCAGGAGCAUGUUCUCCUUGUACGCCUGUCCCCCCUGCAGAGGGCGCUCUACACAGAGUUCAUGAACCGAUUCAGAGAGGCAGGAAGCACCGGCUGGCUCAGCCUCAACCCACUGAAGGCUUUUUGUGUCUGCUGCAAGAUUUGGAAUCAUCCCGACGUGCUUUACGAGGCCUUACAGAAGGAGAACUUGGCCAGUGAGCAGGAUUUGGACCUCGAUGACAUCACCUCUGCGGGACAUCCUCGAUGUCCCACAGCAUCCCUUCAAAAGUCAAAGAACUUGGACGGUCCUGAUCCCAUUGGAGGACUGAGUCUGAGUCAGCUGCAGGAAAAAGCCAAUCAGGUCAUCACAUAUGAAUGGGCAAAGGACAUCAUGUGUGAUUACAAACCCGGCAUCCUGGAGAACUCUGGGAAAAUGGUGCUGCUCUUUCACCUGAUAGAGGAGAGCGUCAGAAAGGGGGACAAACUUCUCGUGUUCAGUCAGAGUUUAUCCACACUGACUGUAAUUGAGGAAUUUUUGGCUAAGAGACCAGUGCCUCCUUCCCCUUACUCAGCCAGCAAAGACAAACCGAACCAGAGCUGGGUCCGCAAUCUCAACUACUACCGACUCGAUGGAAGCACGACGGCUUCAGAGAGAGAGAGACUAAUAAACCAGUUUAACGACCCAACCAACACCUCCGCUUGGGUUUUCCUUUUGUCAACCAGGGCCGGCUGUCUGGGUGUGAACCUGAUCGGUGCGAACCGUGUGGUGGUGUUCGACGCCUCCUGGAAUCCUUGCCAUGACGCCCAGGCUGUUUGUCGUGUCUACCGCUAUGGACAGAGAAAACCAUGUCAGAUCUACCGACUGGUGUGCGACUUCACGCUGGAAAAGAAGAUUUAUGACCGCCAGAUCUCCAAACAGGGCAUGUCUGAUCGUGUGGUGGACGAUCUGAACCCAGUGCUGACUUUCACCAGGAGGGAAGUUGAAUGUCUGCUUCACUUUGUGGAGGAGGAACCGGAUCCAUCCCAGGUCCUGCUGCAGCCUGAAGGCGUCGAGGAGAGCGUGCUGCAGAAAGCUUUACACCUUUACUCUCACCUGGUUACUAAGCAACCGUUCCCCCAUGAGUCCCUGCUGCUGGACCGCCGGGAGCCGAAGCUGAGCAGCGCUGAGAAAAAAGCAGCUAAAAGGGGCUACGAAGAGGAGAAGAGAGCCUCGGUGCCAUACACCCGCCCAUCCUAUGCUCACUAUUACCCCGCCAGUGACCAGAGCCUCACCAACAUCCCUGCCUUCAGCCAGAGAAACUGGCGCCCUUCCACCAGCACAGAGGAGAAACCAGUAGCGAAUGUCCGCCCAGUCCAGUCUGCAUCAGUUCCCAUGGUAUCCCGCCAGGUGUCGGGAAAAUCACCUCCAGACAGAGAUUCCUCAAAAUCCGGUCAAGAGGGCUUCAAUGUCAACUGCCUGCAGAAAGCGGGGGUGUUUGUGCAGAAAAUUGUCACCACUACCGACAUCAUGAUUCCAGGUACUAACAGAUCAAUAGAUGCUCAGGCAAGGAUCACAAGUGGAGAAAGUAUUCAUGUCAUCAGGGGCACUAAAGGGACAUAUAUCAGAACUUCAGAUGGUCGAAUCUUCGCUAUCAGAGCAGCUAAUAAAGCCAAAACAGUGGACGAAAGUGCAACAGCACCACCUAAAGAUAUUCAAGCCCCACCUCAGGAUGGUUCAACCAAUCACAGUAAUGGUUGCCUGUCACCUGAGAGGAAGCAGCUGGGCUCCUCUAAGGUUGUGGCCCGCCCUGUUUCACCUGACAGCCCAGGGAUCAUCGAUGAGCUGCAGAGCUACACUGGAGGUGCAGGAGAUGAGGCUGCAGCAGAGAGCAGCCUCAGCCCUCUGCCUCCCAACGAGCUGCUGCAGGCUAACGGCAGCAGCGUGAGCCACCGUGAUGUCACUGUUACUAAAAUAAUCCAGCCCAACAUGGAUGCCACCGCUGCUCAGGACUUGAGAGUGGGCGCUAAACGCAAAGCCUCCACCCCGUCCCUGGAGGAGCAGGUUCGUAAGCAACCCUUUGCAGGAAAACCCUUUUCAGCCCCUCUGUCCUCACAAGGGUUCCCGUUCUCAGGGGGCUACGGCCUUCCUCCUGUCAGUCUCGGCUCCACCAUGUUGGGGGGUUCACCGAGGCCUCCUGUCCUAAUGGGUUCAAGCUCGCACUACUUCCACUCACCCCCCACUCAGCUGAGUGACCCGAAUUACAUGUACCCAGAUCUGUUGUGCUUGAGCGGAGUUGGCGCCGCCCCGACUUCCUCUUUGUCCUCUUCUACAGCAACCACUCGUCCUGCCCUCUCCUCAUCUUCUGCGUCGGUCAAAGCUAGCAGCUCACUUCCGGGAGCCCUGCCUCCAUUCCUGCUGAACCCCAGCAUGCCUGGGAUGCUCCCACCAGGCUUCCCCCUCUCCUACAGUCCAUCUCUGGCCAGCCUCUACUCUGGGUCAAUGCUACAGGGAGGGGUGUCGGGUCCAGCAGCCACUCCUGGCCCGGCUGGAGCCAGCUUUUUGUCCCAGUACCCUCCAACUGCUGCCUCCAGCUCCUCCUCAUCCUCCCCCUCCUCCAUCUCCCCCCCAGCACGAUCCGAGGGCCAGCGGGCCUCAGUUCUGGUGAACGGCAGGGAUGUUAGCAGCAACAGCAGCUCUGAAGAGGAUGAUGAUGUAAUCGAGGUGAGGGGGGAGUAAAACUCCCAAACACCUUCAGCUUCUCACAAAUGGAGAUGACUUCCUGUUUGGCAGAUUUUAAAGGCCCUGUUUGGAAGGUCUUUAAGAGGUUUAUGUGGUCAAAGAUUAAAAGACAGUCAAAGAAUUCCCUUUGUCACCCGUAUUGCCUUGGAGAAACGACAGGACAUCGAGCAACAAACCUCGAUGCCGAAUAUUAGAAUGUGAAACCUGAAAAGAGAUAGAAAAGAUUCAGCGGGAGGAAGAAUUAAAUGUGUGGACUUUGAGCUUCCAAAAAAAUUUUUUGUCCAAUUUUGGCAUAAAAACGCUCAUCACUGGACUGAGUACUGCUGUCUAUGGGCCUGAAGUGAGAGUUAUUUAUGAUAGUUGUACUGUUUAGAUUCUGUUCCUGCAGCUUUGUUAAAUGUGAGGAAGCUUGCUUACAGCUCAUCUAAAAAAAUCAGGUAGAGUUGCUUGUUUUAAAAAGAUUUAACAUCUGAGGUAGUUAGUAGUCGGUUUUGUGAAAUAACUGAAAUGUGUUUUGAGUGUUGCUACUGAAUAUGUCUUCAACAGCAAAAGAAAAAUGGUUAAAAUGAUCUUCCACCUCUAAGAGAAAUUUAAUCAGUUGCCCAAGAGUUAAAGUGAGGGAAUUCUCCUAAUCUGGCAAUAUUCUGUUAGCUUUAGCUUAGCAUAAGCAAUGUAAGUGAAUGGUAUCAGCUAGCAUUUUCUGUGGAAAAUGUCAUGAAAAUUACUCAAUAAUGAUCCUAAUUUUUCUUGAUCACCUUAAUAUACAUAUCAAAAGCAAAUGAAAAUAGUAAGUGACAUGAAGGAACUGCAGGGCCAAUCUAGACUUGGGACAACAUUACAACAAAACACCGCUGUAAGAUGUCACUGCAAGGUGUUAGGACAUGAUGCAAGAACCAUUUUUUUGCAUUAGAAAUUUAAGAUACUCGAACUACAGCUCAAAUAAUUCACUCAUAUGUGUUUACAAAAGUAAGUGUCUUUUGAGGCCGCUGCGUCAUGUCUUGCAGCAGCGGCUUACAGCAGUGCUUUGUCGUGAUGUAGUCCCAACUCUAACUCAGCUCCUGUUAUUCCUUCGUGUUACCUAUUACUUUCAGUUACAGUCAAUGUGAUUUUUAGGUCACCAAGAACAAUUAUAAUAUUUAUUGCAUCAUUUUCAUGAAUUUUUCUCACGGAAUGCUAGCUGUUACCAUUCACUUACAUUGUUUAUGCUAAGCUAAAGCUAACAGACUUGACAUUAGUGGAAUGACUGAGCUGCUUUUUCCCUCUUGUCUAACUCUGGGAAAUAUGAGAAUAGACUAAACUUCACCAAGGAGGUGGAAUAUCCCUUUAAAUCAAACCAAAAUUUUAGAAAAAUUAUUCUACUUAAUAAUUCACUGCCAGAACAGAUAUAAUAGAUCAUUCAGAAGGAAAACAUUCUUGAAGAUUUGGUUGAGACUUAAAGAGGACGACUUAGUGAAACUUUACAACUGUAAUAAAAGAAUGUAUGCUUAAUCAAAUGCCUUUACUCCAGGCCUUUUUGGAAUAACUCCUUUUACGUGGGCAUGGUGUGUGGGUAUUUUUCUGUUUUUGGAUGUGUACUGUAUUGUAACGUUCUUUUCAUUUCUAAAGAAAACCAUUGCCUAAAAACAGCCAGGGAAAAACAAGAAAAAAAAACUAGUGAGGUGCACUCCUUGUAGCGGAGAAAACACCAACAGAAAUGCCUUUUUUUGCCUCCAUCUUUCUGAAUGUUAGCUGUGAGAGAGGAGAGGCAACGGGAGACGGCCACCGCAGCUCUCCGCGUCUCACCCGCAGUCUUACUGUAGCCUAGUGAAAACGAUGCAACACUCACUCAAGCCUAUAUGACUUUGUAAAAACCCAAGGGGCACUGUGCUCGCAGCCCCGAGUUUUGGUUACGCUUAUGCUGUUACCGUGUUUGUACGUGUGCGUUGUCUUCUUUAAGGUUACAAAAGGAAUCAUCGAUAACUAAUUUCAUCUUUACUUUGCUGUCUUUUCUUUUUUCCUCUUUUGAUAUUUCUUGGGGAAAUUAUUUAGUUAAAAAAAAUAUGUUUACAUCAAACCCACAGCCGCUCACUCCAGGGGAAUGUCUAGGGAGUGGCCUGGGGUUGUACAUGCCACUCUUGGAAUCUGAUUUGCCACUCCCGGUGCCACCCCACUGAGUUCCAUUUAAAUUGACUUUACAUUGUCCACAAAAGGCUUGGGGUUAUAUACCCCAAAACAGUAGGGAGAAAAAAAUGAUUAUGGCACAAUGUGAAACUCACAAAUUCACUACAAUGCAAAACAGAAAAAGUUAAAGAAAUUAAAAGAAAUGGCAUCCAUGUAUAUAUAAACAAUUGCCCCACCUGGGCCACCCCAUUUUAAAAGGCCUGGACACGCCACUGGCUCGCUCUCAACUGAGUAGAACAUAUCCAUGAUUACACUGAACUCUAAAACGACAGGUAUCUGUGGACAUUUAGAGGAAACCUGGCAAAAAAAUAAAUAAAAGAAUGUCACGCAACCAGGUUUUUUUUAUGGGUUAAACGUAAACUAUCCGUCUGAUCUCAUAGUUUUGUGCUUUGGUCGCCUCUGUCCUUGGGUGGAAUCUUUGUUUUCCGUAAUGGCUUCAGUGAAAGCUUUAAAAAAACAACAACCACUAGCUCUUCAGGUGAAAAUGAAACUGAGCAUAAACAAGCAACGGCUUAAAGCAUUCAUUGCUGUUCUGUUUCUCAUAUUUGUUUAUUAUUCUGAAACGGUCCAUUUUAGCUCCUGCGACAUUUUGAAUUCACCAAGUUAUUUUAUUUAUGAAUUAGCAUAUUUAUUUAUUUGUAAUUUUCAUUUUUGUACACUGUUUGAAUAUUUUUCUUGUGUGUGGGGGGGUGUCAUUUGUUUUCUUUUUGUCUUGUUUGUAACAUUUUUAUGGUCCUGUUUAUUCCUACAGAUGCUAGUUUUUUAGUUGUUUUACUUUGUGAUGACUGACGAUCAGCCAGUCCAACCCAACAUGUGAAUCUGUGCAGACGAUGCACUCGGACCAAAUACUGAUGGUGUUUCUGAGCACAUGGUGAGCCAGGAUCUUUGGUGGAGAAAUAAGAGACAUUUAAUCUGAUAAAUAAAUGUCUUUUUGGCAGUGACAAACCCAAAAAACACAAGGGAUAUAUUGAAACUCAGACAGCAUGGGAAACAAAUGUUUUUUAUUCAAUCUGACUUUUAUGAGCCUCUGGUGUUGGCUAACUCACAAUGUCUGGGUUAACAGCUGAGGAAAUCCAAUCAUUCAUCACAGAAAACAACGUAAAGUAUUUUUCUUUGUGAUCUUUUUUAUAAGAAUUGUUUUAUUCUUAGCGUAAAACCGUUUUUAUUGGCUAUCAACUUAGAUUUUAUUUUCUGUGAUGGCUGACCUCUCCUACGUUUUACAGCAUUCUACUUGAAUUUACAUAUUUAUUUAUUAAAGUGAUUUGGGCUGACACGCCGAGCUGACCGUACGAUUCCAUUAUAGCUGAGGAGGGAGUUUAGUCUGCUGUGUUUCAGGAUGCUCUCUGUUCAAAGCUUGUCACGUUUAUUGUUGAUGUGGAAUGAUCACGGAUCACAUUUUUGCAUAUGUUUUGUUUGUUUUCAUUUGAGUUUGUAAAUAAAAGAAACAUGAUCUAAAUAAAAA
This is a messenger RNA of Nothobranchius furzeri (turquoise killifish), 7693 nucleotides long. NCBI's taxonomy places the organism in Eukaryota, Metazoa, Chordata, Actinopteri, Cyprinodontiformes, Nothobranchiidae. The record is from RefSeq and is a predicted model, not a curated record.